ACCUGAGAUAAACAAAUGAAGGAAGAGAGGGAGACAAGAGACACAUAGGCAUAGAAAAGGAAGAAGACGAAGCAAAGAGAGAGACAGAGAGAGGCAGGAGGUGCAGCGCGUGACCAUUCAAGAGCGUGAGGGCACAGACGCUAUUGUAAUGGGCUCAUGUGAUAGUGACGGAGCAUUUUCAAGGAUUACAGGUCCCGAGGUGGGCGGCUGGCGGUGGCCUCACUCUUCGGUCAGCGCGAUACAGGCUCCAGUCUACUCUCGCUCUUCCCUUGUGCUUCCAGGAGUCAGCCUUCGCCGCCCCUCCCUCCCCACCUCGACCCUCAGGACAUCGACCCCCACGUCUGCUUUAGGAGGGAUUGCCACCCGCCUUCAGGAUGGGCUUCAAAACCUGGCUGAUUUACAGGUGGAAGCAGAUAUGCGCGGCCUGUGUGUUGGGCUGCGCAGUGAUCAUGACGGGUAACGUGGUGGGGUGGUCCGUGGAGGUGUCCCGCAUCAUGGAGGACCCCAACACUAGCUUCAACUUCACCCAAGACGAUCAUCAGUGGCUGGUGUCAUGUGGAGGAAUUGCAGCCAUCUUCUCCACGGCCGGGGCUGGCAUGCUGGUGGAGCUGGUGGGGCCCUGCCGUCUGCUGGGCUUCAUGCUGGUGCCCGCGGCUAUCGGCUGGAUCCUCAUGGCCACCACGCUCUCCCUGCCCUGGAUAUACGUGGGGAGGGUCAUCACUGGGGCUAUAGGGUUCAUGAUCACCACUGUGGCUCAGCCCGUGAUAGCAGAGAUGUGCCUGCCUGACGUGCGUGGUCUCCUUUCAUCCCUCACUGAGAUCAUGGUGAGCGUGGGUAUGUUGCUUGUGUACAUCUUGGCGCGGUUCCUCUCCUGGCAGACCACCACCCUCAUCUGCGGCGUGCUGCUCUUCCCGCUCGUCACCGCCAUCCUCUUCGUGCCGGAGUCUCCCUAUUGGUUGCUCCGGCGAGGCAGGGAGAAGAUGGCACUGAGGUCCCUCAUGCGUCUCCGCGCCCCAGAACACGAUGUUGACUCUGAACUCAAUAACAUCCGGGAUGCGAUCAACCAGCAAACUCAGCACAGCUCCAUCAAACAGCAGUUCCGCUCGCUGAAGGAAACCGCCAACUACCGCCCCGUCGUCCUUGUCACCUCCAUGUUCCUCCUUCGCGAGCUGGGCGGCGCUAUGAACAUCUUUAUGUACGCCGUCUUCUUCUUCGAGAAUGCCGGAGUCAUGCUCGAUCCCUUCUCCUGCUCCAUCGUUCUCGGAUUCUCCCGUCUUAUUUUCACCGUCAUCUCUGCAACUAUUAUCGAUAAAGUGGGGCGCCGUCCUCUCCUCCUGAGCUCCACCCUCAUCUGUUCCCUCACCCUUUACAUCACUGGUGGCGUGCUGUCCAUGGAGGAUCAGGGUAUUGGGUGGCUGCCCCUGGCGUGCGUGGUGCUGUACGUGGCGUCCUUCGGCAUGGGUGUAGGUCCCGUGCCUUGGAUCCUCCUUGGCGAGCUGCUGCCUACGCCCGUCCGCUCCAUCGGCGCCUCCAUCGUCACCUCAGUCUUCGUCAUCGUCCUCUUCAUCGUCACCAAUGUUUUCCCCGACGUGGCCACGGCUAUUGGAGUGGAGAACGCCUGCCUGAUCUUCGCUACCUUCCAACUCAUCCUCGCUCUGAUUGUAUUCCUGUUCGUGCCGGAGACUCGCGGCCGCACCCUGGAGGAGUUGCAGCAGGCAUUUGUAGGCAACGAGCUGCUCACGCCCUUCUCCGGAACAGGACGAGAAGGAUACACCCCGGCUUACGGCUCCACUUUUCCCUCUGGCAUAUCCAUCGCUUCCUCCCAAGAAAAGGUCCGCUAGAUCUUCACUAAGGCAGCAGCAGGCGCGCUAUGACACCCUGCCGCGUCUGUUGCUUGUUUGUUUCGCUUCCCGAUGAGUUUACGGAUGUCAGUCAGCAGUAUUUUCAAACACUUCACCGGUUUGCCUUGACUUCUCUCAUCAGGCUCCAGUGGAAAUUCUUUAGUAAGGUUUCAAGAGUGUUUUUGUGAUUCUAGUGAUAGUUUAGAAAGAUUUUUACACCUUAAGUGGAAGAAAACGGUCUUGGAAAUCGGACUAAUAAUGUCUGUGGUCUAUGAAAGUUGUCUUGUUGAGGACGUAUGUGAAGCGUCUCAAAAUACUACGGCCCUAGAUGUCUGUGUGUGCGUUGCCUGUAUUCACAACACAUCCACUAUUAGUUGAUGCAAAGAUUAUGUAUGAUAAGAUAUUCUGGUGUGAAAAUGUUGCAUGUCUUUCACCUGUAUAGUAGUAAUUAGUGAUCAUCAAGCACAGGUAUAUAAGUAUCUCGCCUUAGCUCAAACACAACACGAUCUCCCCCAACCUCUCUCUCUCUCUCUCUCUCUCUCUCUCUCCACUUCUGGCACAUGCAAACAUCAUUCCUCUUUCUCCAGCUGGACGUACCUUUCAGAAGCACACUCCCUUCACACCAAGACAGGUUAGGCCAAGGAGUAAAGCUCUACCAUUUUGCACCAGACUGAGCGGCGGAUGCACAACUCCUCUCCUCCCCCAACAGGUGUUCUGUGUUGCCAUCUUGCUCUGUUACUCACACCUAGCUGUAAUAAAAUGUCCUGAGACUCACGCACUCAUCAUCUCAUAUCACACGCUUCCUCAAUGGCCAAUAGAUCAAUGAAUAUUU
This is a messenger RNA of Portunus trituberculatus (swimming crab), 2673 nucleotides long. RefSeq names its product facilitated trehalose transporter Tret1-like. The record is from RefSeq and is a predicted model, not a curated record. Lineage: Eukaryota; Metazoa; Arthropoda; Malacostraca; Decapoda; Portunidae. Gene Ontology annotation, cellular component: membrane. The transcript is spliced from 9 exons. The coding region runs from base 375 to 1841 and encodes 488 amino acids. Gene Ontology annotation, molecular function: transmembrane transporter activity. Gene Ontology annotation, biological process: transmembrane transport.